CGGCGCCGGCCCUGCUCCGCAGCCUCGGCUUCCGGCGCCCGGCGCCCCCCGCCCUGCCGCCCCUACCCCUUCACCCGCGCCUCUCCAGGCUUUCCCCACCCUCUCCCUCGCCCCGAGGGGUCCCCAGCCUGCUCCCUCUCGUCGUCCAUUUGUUGUUUGAUGUUUCCGACUCUUGAGGAAGGAUGGUUGAUCUGGAGAGCGAAGUGCCCCCUCUGCCUCCUAGGUACAGGUUUCGAGAUCUGCUGCUAGGGGACCAAGGAUGGCAAAACGACGACAGGGUACAAGUUGAAUUCUAUAUGAACGAAAAUACAUUUAAAGAGAGAUUAAAGUUAUUUUUCAUUAAAAACCAGAGAUCAAGUCUAAGAAUACGCCUGUUCAAUUUUUCUCUCAAAUUAUUAAGCUGCUUAUUAUACAUAAUCCGAGUACUACUAGAAAACCCUUCACAAGGAAAUGAAUGGUCCCACAUAUUCUGGGUGAACAGAAGUCUGCCUUUAUGGGCCUUGCAGGUCUCAGUGGCAUUGAUAAGUCUAUUUGAAACACUACUACUUGGUUAUCUCAGUUAUAAGGGAAACAUUUGGGAACAGAUUUUACGAAUACCCUUCAUCUUGGAAAUUAUUAAUGCGGUUCCCUUCAUUAUUUCAAUAUUCUGGCCUUCAUUAAGGAAUUUAUUUGUUCCGGUCUUUCUAAACUGUUGGCUUGCCAAACAUGCCUUGGAAAAUAUGAUUAAUGAUCUGCACAGAGCCAUUCAGCGUACACAGUCGGCAAUGUUUAAUCAAGUUUUGAUUUUAAUAGCUACAUUACUAUGCCUUAUCUUCACCUGCAUUUGUGGAAUCCAGCAUCUGGAACGAAUAGGCAAGAAGCUAAAUCUCUUUGACUCUCUCUAUUUUUGCAUUGUGACAUUUUCAACUGUGGGCUUUGGUGAUGUCACUCCUGAAACGUGGUCCUCCAAGCUCUUCGUGGUUGCCAUGAUCUGUGUUGCUCUUGUGGUUCUUCCAAUACAGUUUGAACAGUUGGCAUAUUUGUGGAUGGAGAGACAAAAGUCAGGUGGAAAUUAUAGUCGGCACAGAGCACAGACUGAAAAGCAUGUUGUUCUUUGUGUCAGUUCACUGAAGAUUGAUUUGCUCAUGGAUUUUUUAAAUGAAUUCUAUGCUCACCCAAGACUACAGGAUUAUUAUGUGGUGAUCUUGUGUCCUACUGAGAUGGAUGUGCAGGUUCGAAGGGUGCUACAGAUUCCAAUGUGGUCCCAAAGAGUCAUCUACCUUCAAGGGUCAGCCCUUAAAGACCAGGACCUAUUGCGAGCAAAGAUGGAUGAUGCUGAAGCCUGCUUUAUUCUGAGCAGCCGCUGUGAGGUGGACCGAACUUCAUCGGAUCACCAAACUAUUUUGAGAGCAUGGGCUGUAAAAGAUUUUGCUCCAAAUUGCCCUUUGUAUGUCCAGAUACUAAAGCCUGAAAAUAAAUUUCAUAUCAAAUUUGCUGAUCAUGUUGUUUGUGAAGAAGAGUUUAAAUAUGCCAUGUUAGCUUUAAACUGUAUAUGCCCUGCAACAUCUACACUUAUUACACUACUGGUCCAUACUUCCAGAGGGCAGGAAGGCCAGCAAUCCCCAGAACAAUGGCAGAAGACAUAUGGCAGGUGCUCUGGGAAUGAAGUGUACCACAUUGUUUUAGAAGAAAGUACAUUUUUUGCUGAAUAUGAAGGAAAAAGUUUUACAUAUGCUUCUUUCCAUGCCCACAAAAAGUUUGGUGUCUGCUUGAUUGGUGUUAGGAGGGAGGAUAAUAAAAACAUUUUGCUGAAUCCAGGUCCUCGAUACAUUAUGAAUGCAACAGACAUAUGCUUUUAUAUUAACAUUACCAAAGAAGAGAAUUCAGCAUUUAAGAACCAAGACCAGCAAAGAAAAAGCAAUGUGCCAAGGUCAUUUUAUCAUGGACCUUCUUCCAGAUUACCUGUACAUAGCAUAAUUGCCAGCAUGGGUACUGUGGCCAUAGAUUUACAAGAUACAAGCUGUAGAUCAGUAAGUGGUCCCACGCUGGCUCUUCCUGUAGAAGGAAGCAAAGACAUAAGAAGACCUAGUAUUGCUCCUGUUUUAGAGGUUGCAGAUACAUCAUCAAUUCAAACCUGUGAUCUUCUAAGUGACCAAUCAGAAGAUGAAACUGCACCAGAUGAAGAAAUGUCUUCAAAUUUAGAGUAUGCUAAAGGCUACCCACCUUAUUCUCCCUAUAUAGGAAGUUCACCCACAUUUUGUCAUCUCCUCCAUGAAAAAGUGCCAUUUUGCUGCUUAAGAUUAGACAAGAGUUGCCAGCAUAACUACUAUGAGGAUGCAAAAGCUUAUGGAUUCAAAAAUAAGCUAAUUAUAGUUGCAGCUGAAACAGCUGGAAAUGGAUUGUAUAAUUUUAUUGUUCCUCUCAGGGCAUAUUAUAGACCAAAGAAAGAACUUAAUCCCAUAGUACUGCUAUUGGAUAACCCCCUAGAUGAUUUGCUCAGGUGUGGAGUGACCUUCGCCGCCAACAUGGUGGUGGUGGACAAAGAGAGCACCAUGAGUGCUGAGGAGGACUACAUGGCGGACGCCAAAACCAUCGUCAACGUGCAGACUCUCUUCAGGUUGUUCUCCAGUCUCAGUAUUAUCACAGAGCUUACUCACCCAGCAAACAUGAGAUUCAUGCAAUUCAGAGCCAAAGACUGUUACUCUCUUGCUCUUUCAAAGCUGGAAAAGAAAGAACGAGAGCGAGGUUCCAACUUAGCCUUUAUGUUCCGGCUGCCUUUCGCUGCUGGAAGAGUGUUUAGCAUCAGUAUGUUGGACACACUGCUCUACCAGUCAUUUGUGAAGGAUUAUAUGAUUUCUAUCACCAGACUUCUGUUGGGCCUGGACACGAUACCAGGAUCAGGGUUUCUCUGUUCUAUGAAAAUCACUGAGGAUGACUUAUGGAUCCGAACUUAUGCCAGGCUUUAUCAGAAACUGUGUUCUUCUACUGGAGAUGUUCCCAUUGGAAUCUACAGAACUGAAUCUCAGAAACUUACUACAUCUGAGUCUCAAAUAUCUAUCAGUGUGGAAGAGUGGGAAGAUACAAAAGAUUCCAAAGAGCAAGGGCACCACCGCGGCAACCACCGCAACUCGACCUCCAGCGACCAGUCUGAUCACCCCUUGCUUCGGAGGAAGAGCAUGCAGUGGGCCCGAAGACUGAGCAGGAAAGGUCCAAAACACUCUGGUAAAACAGCUGAAAAAAUAACCCAGCAGCGACUGAACCUCUACAGGAGGUCAGAAAGACAAGAGCUUGCUGAACUUGUGAAAAAUAGAAUGAAACACUUGGGUCUUUCUACAGUGGGAUAUGAUGAAAUGAAUGACCACCAAAGCACCCUGUCCUACAUCCUGAUUAACCCAUCUCCUGAUACCAGGCUUGAGCUGAAUGAUGUUGUAUACCUAAUCAGACCUGACCCACUGGCCUACCUUCCAAACACUGAACCUAGUCGGAAAAACAGCAUCUGCAAUGCCCCUGGCCAAGACUCGCGGGAAGAAACCCAACUUUGAUAACAAAAUAUGAGAAACUUUUUUUUUUUUAUUUCUAUGAGGAUCUUGCUUGAAAACACUGAAGUGUUGCUGCCACUGAAAGAAAGUAGAUUAGAGUAUAUUUAAUUCUCUCAUAUUUAAAAAGAAAAUCUGUUAGAUGUAUAGAGAAUUUUAAAAUUUAAUGAACCAUUUAUUGGUACUUCCCUUGUUGAUAUUGAAAAGAUGUCAUGAAAUGAUUAUGAAAAACUAAAUUAAAAAACAAAAUGAAAUCUGAUUUUUGAUGUUUGAGUAUGGCCUGAACUGUACACAACCCAAAUUAAUAUGGUUUUAUGAAAGUGAAAAUUCUAAUGGUAUUUGGUACAUCAUAAUAGGCAUAGAAGACUGUUGCUCCUACUAACAUUUAAAUUGUCACAUAUAUUCUUUAAACUUGUUGUUUUAUAAAAUGGAGCUCAUCAUAAAUGCCUGGUCUUCCCUAUGUAGGGAUUAACCAACAAACUCAUAUGGCUGAAUUUUGUGUAAAAAUUAUAGUUUGCUUUAGUGUACAAGACUUUAUUUUAACUUUUUUUCUGUCUGCCUUUUCAUUUGAUAUUGUAUUCAUUUUAGAAUUACAGAUGUUCAUAGCAUGUUUACUAAACAAAAAGAUAUAUUCAGUACCUGAACUUUUUGGUAACUUAAUACUUAGCACACAUUUUAGUAUACAAAAAGUCAAAUAUCUAGUCUUCUCCUUAAAAAAUGCCUAGCAUGGAGAAAAUACUUUAAGAAUAUUUGUUGAUUUAAAUAGAAAAAUUGAAUCUUUAA
Messenger RNA from Octodon degus (degu), 4298 nucleotides. It is a transcript of the gene Kcnt2, whose product is annotated as potassium sodium-activated channel subfamily T member 2. Gene Ontology annotation, biological process: potassium ion transport. The record is from RefSeq and is a predicted model, not a curated record. Gene Ontology annotation, molecular function: intracellular sodium-activated potassium channel activity. The transcript has 27 exons. Gene Ontology annotation, cellular component: membrane. The coding region runs from base 183 to 3521 and encodes 1112 amino acids. NCBI's taxonomy places the organism in Eukaryota, Metazoa, Chordata, Mammalia, Rodentia, Octodontidae.